AUGAAUCCUUGUGUUUUUAUCAUUUUCUCACUUCUCUUGCUAUGCCUUGAGACUAUAACUUCCAACCAAUUGGUAGCAGCGGGAGGAGGAGAUGAUAAUGAUGUUAGGAACAAGUGUUCUGAUAAGGAGAGACGUGCUCUUCUUGAUUUCAAAGCUCGCCUCCAAGACCCGGAUGAAACUCCCUCUACAUGGAGAUCUGAAGAAGAAGAAGAUUGUUGUAACUGGAGUGGAGUCACGUGCAACAACCAAACUGGUCGUGUCAUUGAGCUAAAUAUUAGUUCUGGUGGCCUUGAAGGUGAGAUAAGCAAUUCUUUGCUUAACUUAAGCUACCUGACUCAUCUUGAUCUCUUCUCUAAUUCUUUUCAUGGAAUUAUUCCCACGUUCAUUGGUUCCAUGACUCGUUUAAGGUACCUUCACCUUGGUUGGAAUCAUUUGAAUGGAACCAUUCCCAGGUCCAUUGGUUCCUUGAGAAAAUUAAGGCACCUUGACCUUUCGGAUAACUCUCAUUGUGGUAUCAUCCCUCUAGAGUUUGGAAACCUCACAAACUUGCAAGUGCUUAAUCUUGGAUCCCUUGGAAAGUCUAGAGUUUGGAACCUAGAGUGGUUAUCUCAUCUUUCUCAUUUAGAGGCACUUGAAAUGGAUGGGAUUUCUCUAGCCAAACAAAAUUAUUGGAUAGAUGUGAUUUUGCGUCUCCGGAAACUAAUCUCUUUAAGUUUAGAUAGAUGUGAGGUCUCACAGGUUGUGUAUCCAUAUUCUUCAUUUCUCAUCUCUUCUUCUUCAUCUAUUGAAUCCCUUAUUCUCAGCAACAACAAUCUGACCACAUCCAUGUAUCGUUGGUUGUUCCGAUUAACAAGCAAUAAGCUCCGCAUUCUUGAUCUCUCUGGGAACAUAUUAGAUGGGAUACCCAAAUAUCUAGACAUAAUUCCUCUAGGGUUUUGGGACAUGUGGCCUUCUCAAUUAACGUAUCUGAAUCUCUCUUCCAACAACAUCAGCGGCAAAGCACCAGAUUUAUCAUCAAAGUGUGGCUACAUUUCAAUGAUAGAUUUGAGUUCCAACAUAUUUUAUGGCCCAAUAACAAAUGUCUCUUCCACUCUGACAUCACUGCAUCUUUCUAGAAACAAAUUCUAUGGUGGAAUCUCCUUCUUAUGCCAAAUUGACCAGGGGUUUUUAGUUGUUCUUGACCUCUCCCAUAAUUUUCUAAGUGGUCAAAUUCCAGACUGUUUGUGGCAUUUCAAAGAACUAAAAAUUCUUAAUCUAGAGCACAACAAUCUAUCUGGAAGGCUUCCUACCUCUGUUGGAUCUUUGAUUAAACUCGAGUCAUUGGAUCUAUACAAGAACAAUUUCUCUGGAGAAUUGCCUCUGUCUUUAAACAGUUGCACGAGCUUAAACUCAUUAAAUUUGGGGGCCAACAAGUUUUCUGGUAACGUGCCUCUUUGGAUUGGGGAGAACUUACUGAAGUUGUAUGUUCUUAUCCUAAGAUCAAACAACUUCUUCGGGACCAUCUCUUUACAAUUAUGUCAACUUGAAGGUAUUCGAAUUCUAGAUUUGUCAGUGAACAAGCUCCAUGGAACAAUCCCCUCGUGUUUGGAUAAUCUUACAAGCAUGGUUCAAGAAGGAUUUCUACCUACACAUAAUGUGCAAUUCUAUACACUUAAAUUGUUUUAUUCUGGAGGUUAUCACUAUGGUGAACGUGAUGAUAAGUAUUUUGACCAUGCAAUGAUUGAGUGGAAAGGAUACGAACGUGAACUCAUCAGAUUGUUGAAGAACAUUGACUUGUCAAGCAACAACUUAACAGGGCCAAUUCCAUAUGAAGUUACCAAGCUCUAUGGACUUCAUGCACUCAACUUGUCAAAGAAUAGUCUACUUGGAGAGAUUCCUGAAACAAUUGGUCAAAUGAAACAACUUGAAACUUUGGAUUUAUCUAGAAACAACUUGUCUGGAGAGAUGCCAUCAAGCAUGUCUAUUUCAAGAUACUAUGGAAACCCGAGACUAUGUGGACCUCCCCUUACCAAAAACUAUCAAGGAGAUGAUGAAUCAGAAGUACGACAUGUCAUUGGUGAGAGUGAGGAUCGUGGGGAAGAUAUGGAUGAACUUUGGGGGUGGUUCUAUAUUGGUGGGGGCACUGGUUUUGUUACUGGAUUUUGGAUUGCAUGUGGUGCUCUACUUCUCAAUCAUCGUGGGAGACAUGCUUUUUUUUCAUUUUUAUGA
Molecule: messenger RNA, 2208 nt
Organism: Lactuca saligna
Lineage: Eukaryota; Viridiplantae; Streptophyta; Magnoliopsida; Asterales; Asteraceae
Source: the annotation of a GenBank genome assembly